AUGCGGACACAGGGAGGAGCCGAGGGCUCCUCGGCUGGUCCAGUAUCCAUGAUAUUGCUCAUCAUUGUGCUUCUCCUAGCUUUUAAUCUACAGCAAUCAGAGGCUGAAGUUGGAGUUUGUUACAAAACACCAGGGAAGAACGAACCACCCCCAGCAGAAGUUGUAGCUCUCCUGGAGAAACACAAGUUAAAACGAAUUCGACUAUAUGAACCACAUAAAGAGACCUUAACAGCACUUAAGGGAAAAGACAUAAACGUUUUGCUUGGUGUACCAAACUCAGAAAUCAUUCCUAUUGCCACUUAUCCUUCUAAAGCCGAAUCAUGGGUACAAACCAAUGUGAAAGCAUUCUCACCUGAUGUGAAAAUUGAGUACCUUAUUGUUGGGAAUGAGAUAAGCACUAACAAUGCAAACAGUUUGUUGUCACUGUUCCUCUUAGACACCAUGCGAAACUUCCAAAAUGCAUUAGCCAAAGAGGGUUUAAUGCAUAUCAAGGUAACCACCGCUUUCGACACCUCAAUCCUUAGAAAUCCAUACACAGAUACUCCAUCAAACAUCACUUUUGCAGUUGAAUCUCUCUUAUUCAUGGGUGAUAUCCUGAAAUUUCUGUCUGAAAAUGGUGCUCCUUUCAUGGCUAAUUUAUACCCUUACUAUGCCCUUCUUGUUUGA
Spinacia oleracea (spinach) is the source of this 666-nucleotide messenger RNA. Its product is annotated as glucan endo-1,3-beta-glucosidase, basic vacuolar isoform. NCBI's taxonomy places the organism in Eukaryota, Viridiplantae, Streptophyta, Magnoliopsida, Caryophyllales, Amaranthaceae. Bases 1 to 666 code for a protein of 221 amino acids. Gene Ontology annotation, molecular function: hydrolase activity, hydrolyzing O-glycosyl compounds. The transcript is spliced from 3 exons. The record is from RefSeq and is a predicted model, not a curated record. Gene Ontology annotation, biological process: carbohydrate metabolic process.